CUCUCUGCUCUCUACGGAGAUUUUCAUAUCGGCAAAUGGCAGCAGUGCUGGCGGAGUUUCAUCCGGAAGUGGAAAAUUUUCCUCAAGAAUGCAACGUUCUAAAACUGCUAAAUUUAAAGAAUUUCUAAAGAUAAUUCUUGAUUCCAUCUCCCCUCUGAAGAUAAGGAAAUAAAAAUUAAAACAAUGCAAACUCCUCAACCCUUCAGCAACUGUUGUUAGAACAUAGGUGGCAACAGUACAGCAGAAGUCGUGGCACUGAUGCCAGUACAGCCCGGUGUCUCGAGCCCGAAUUCUCCUCAGAUCUCCUCCGCUAUGAGCAAGCUGCCUGCCCUCUUUUACACGGUUGAGGUUGGAGACACCAAGUUCACCAUCCUCAAGAGAUACCAAAAUCUCAAGCCCAUUGGUUCCGGGGCGCAAGGUAUCGUGUGCGCCGCAUACGACACUGUGACCCGGCAAAAUGUGGCCAUUAAGAAGUUGAGCAGACCCUUCCAAAACGUGACUCACGCGAAAAGGGCCUACAGGGAAUUCAAGCUCAUGAAGCUGGUUAAUCAUAAAAACAUAAUUGGUCUUCUAAAUGCUUUUACGCCUCAAAAGACUCUAGAAGAUUUUCAAGAUGUAUAUUUAGUAAUGGAACUGAUGGACGCCAACCUAUGCCAGGUGAUACAAAUGGACUUGGACCACGAAAGAAUGUCUUACCUACUCUACCAAAUGCUGUGCGGCAUCAAGCAUCUCCAUUCUGCUGGCAUUAUCCACAGGGACCUCAAACCCAGCAAUAUCGUUGUCAAAUCAGAUUGCACACUCAAGAUUCUGGACUUUGGAUUGGCGCGAACAGCUGGUACAACUUUCAUGAUGACGCCUUACGUUGUCACGAGAUAUUACAGAGCACCUGAAGUCAUCCUAGGCAUGGGAUACAAGGACAACGUGGAUAUCUGGUCCGUCGGAUGCAUUAUGGGAGAAAUGAUUCGUGGUGGAGUUCUGUUUCCUGGUACUGAUCAUAUCGAUCAGUGGAACAAGAUUAUUGAGCAACUCGGUACACCGUCCGUAGAGUUCAUGAAGCGUCUCCAACCAACUGUCCGGAACUAUGUGGAGAACAGACCCAAGUAUACAGGAUAUGCUUUCGAGAAACUGUUCCCUGAUGUACUCUUCCCAGCCGACAGCUCGGAGCACAGUCGACUGAAAGCAAGCCAAGCGCGCGACUUGUUGUGCAAGAUGUUGGUCAUCGAUCCCGAGAAGAGGAUAUCGGUCGAGAACGCCCUACUCCAUCCAUAUAUCAACGUAUGGUACGACGAGGCAGAAGUCAAUGCCGUAAGUACUGCUGUAAGUCCAAAUUCACGAUUCACCCUUCUCGGUGUCGUAUGCUGUUCGUCGAUCUGCUUCUUGUGGCGUGUGGCGUCCUGCAAACAUGUAGAGAAGUGUAUUCAUUGUAAAUAUUGGGUCAAAUUUUCAAAUUAUCUGAAUUCUUUUUAGGGAAGUAAUAAAGAAAUUGUUACAAA
Messenger RNA from Stegodyphus dumicola, 1493 nucleotides. Its product is annotated as stress-activated protein kinase JNK-like. The record is from RefSeq and is a predicted model, not a curated record. Gene Ontology annotation, molecular function: ATP binding; MAP kinase activity. NCBI's taxonomy places the organism in Eukaryota, Metazoa, Arthropoda, Arachnida, Araneae, Eresidae. Gene Ontology annotation, biological process: protein phosphorylation.